AACUUAUUAGCACAAGUGAUCAACGAUGCUAAGCAGGACAUUCCAGAAUUUGAGACAGACGAUGAUUUGACACCAGCAGACUUGAUGAAGUAUGGAAUUGUGAAAAUUAAACUGCCAAAAUCAGUGAUCAUCAAUAAUGAGUUGGCUGCGAAAGCCUUGAAUGAAACAUAUACUCCAUAUUCAUAUGAGGGGUCUGGUUCAAACAGUCUUGAAUACACUCAGAUUAAUUAUGAAAAUGCUGAGUGUGAAGAUGUACCAACUGAAUGGGUCCCAAUCGGACCAAUUCGUAAAAAUGAAGCUAGUGGAACUGCAUCUUACACGCAGUCAUGGUCAAUGGCAGUAUCCGGCACAGCUAGUAAUUCAUUCGAAGUGGCAAUGUGGUUUUUCGUUCCAAAGUUGCAAACCGGUGUCACUUACGGAAGUAGCAAUGGCGGCUCCAUAAGUUGUGAUAUUCCUCCCGGCGGAGAGCUACAGUUCCAGGUAAAUCCAAACUCUAUUAAGAUCACAGGAACAAGAGAAAGAACUUUACAAAUCGUCCGGAAUUAUUUGCGGACCAAAUUGAAGUUAGGGAACUACGUCCAGCGUUAUCCGAAAUAUAUUUCGGUCGGCCAUGAUGUCGAAACAGCAUGUGUUACCGAUCCAGAA
This is a messenger RNA of Suhomyces tanzawaensis NRRL Y-17324, 645 nucleotides long. RefSeq lists its product as uncharacterized. The annotation marks the transcript as partial. NCBI's taxonomy places the organism in Eukaryota, Fungi, Ascomycota, Pichiomycetes, Serinales, Debaryomycetaceae. The record is from RefSeq and is a predicted model, not a curated record. The transcript has a single exon.